Messenger RNA from Nematolebias whitei (Rio pearlfish), 1358 nucleotides. It is a transcript of the gene cldn19, whose product is annotated as claudin 19. The transcript has 5 exons. The record is from RefSeq and is a predicted model, not a curated record. Gene Ontology annotation, molecular function: structural molecule activity. Gene Ontology annotation, cellular component: bicellular tight junction; plasma membrane. Lineage: Eukaryota; Metazoa; Chordata; Actinopteri; Cyprinodontiformes; Rivulidae. Gene Ontology annotation, biological process: bicellular tight junction assembly; cell adhesion. Bases 462 to 1130 code for a protein of 222 amino acids.
CCUCACGGAGCAACUGGAGGCUGGAGCAGAUGCAGAGACAUUAGUGAGCAGCAGACAGAGGACACCAUGCAGAGAGGGAAGCUGCACCACUUCGAUUCUUGAUGAGCCUGAUCCCUGAACACCACAAACUCUGUCUGUGCCUGAUUCUCAGCAGGACCAAGGAAUCAGACAGGAGAGACCCUGAAGAGGAGACGACCAGAUCCUGACGGGCACAAAACCUCAGCUCAGGACAAACCGGGACAAACAAACAAACAAACAAACAAACAAAGAAGAGUCAAAGAUAAGGAGGAGGAGAGCUCUACAGAUGUGAGUGAAUGCAGAGAGGCGAGAGAUGCUCAUAGGGGCCUGACGGUAAAAUAUAAAGUGCAACAAAAACUGAGCGAAAGGACAACCUGCCAGAGCCACUCAACUAAAAGCUGUUGCAAGAAAGAAUCAGAUCAGACCAGAGGAACAAAGUCAGGAUGGCCAACUCAGGUCUCCAGCUGCUGGGGUAUUUUCUGGCAUUGGGCGGCUGGAUCGGUGUCAUCUCCACCACCGCCCUGCCCCAGUGGAAGCAGUCAUCCUACGCUGGAGAUGCUAUCAUCACCGCUGUGGGUCUGUACGAGGGGCUGUGGAUGAGCUGUGCCUCUCAGAGUACCGGACAGGUGCAAUGCAAGAUCUUUGACUCCAUGCUUUCAUUGGACAUUCACAUCCAGACCUGCCGGGCUCUGAUGGUGGUGUCGGUGCUGCUGGGCUUCAUCGGCAUCAUAGUCAGCGUGGUGGGCAUGAAGUGCACCAAGGUGGGAGAUAACAACCCGUCCACCAAGUCCCGUAUAGCUGUGACCGGAGGAGCCCUGUUCCUGCUUGCAGGUCUGUGCACGCUGGUGUCCGUGUCCUGGUACGCCACGCAAGUGUCCUAUCAGUUCUUCAACCCAAACACACCACCCAACGCCAGGUACGAGUUCGGCUCGGCCUUGUUCGUGGGCUGGGCCGCGGCCAGUCUGACCAUACUGGGUGGCUCCUUGCUGUGCUGCUCCUGCUCCAAAGAAGAAAUGCGAGGGCAGCAAUAUUACCGCCAAUCACAGCCUUCCACAGCCAGGGAACCAAAUGUAAAAAGUACUCCACCAGAGAAAAGGGAGCAGUACUUGUAGUUUGGGAGUCUUCUGGCCUUACCGUGGUUUAGAUUCCGUCAACGUGCAAACCCUCUCACUGAGGAAUUCAAAACAGACAAGAAUGAAAUUCUGGCAGCUUGCAGCAGCAGCAACAAAUAUUUUUUGGACAUGAAUGAAAUAGUUUGUGGAGGUAAUAAAACAGAGCACGGUGUUUUUAGAGGGGCCUAGAGAUGAUGUCCUUGUCUGUGUUGGUGGCUUUGGGGGAGU